Molecule: messenger RNA, 1066 nt
Organism: Pseudonaja textilis
Lineage: Eukaryota; Metazoa; Chordata; Lepidosauria; Squamata; Elapidae
Gene: RRH
Product: retinal pigment epithelium-derived rhodopsin homolog
Biological process (GO): visual perception; G protein-coupled receptor signaling pathway
Cellular component (GO): membrane
Molecular function (GO): G protein-coupled receptor activity
Source: RefSeq, a predicted model, not a curated record
AUGACUGUGGAAAGUACUAGUGAGUUUCCAUCAGCCUUUUCACAGAAGGAACACAACAUUAUCGCAGCAUACUUGAUCGCAGCAGGAGUCAUAAGUCUUCUCAGUAAUAUUGUUGUUUUAAGCAUCUUCGUUAAAUUUAAGGAACUUCGAACACCAAGCAAUACUAUUAUUAUUCACCUGGCUUUUACGGAUAUUGGAGUGAGUAGUAUUGGGUAUCCAAUGUCUGCGGCUUCAGAUCUGCAUGGAAGCUGGAAAUUUGGCUACCUGGGUUGCCAGAUUUAUGCUGCUUUAAAUAUCUUCUUUGGAAUGGCAAGCAUUGGUUUGCUUACUGUUGUUGCCAUAGAUCGUUAUUUGACCAUCUGCAAGCCUCAAAUAGGUAACAGACUAACUACUCACAACUAUGUUGCCCUAAUUUUUGCUGCCUGGACCAAUGCAGUCUUUUGGGCCUCUAUGCCUGUGAUAGGAUGGGCAAGCUAUGCUCCAGAUCCAACUGGAGCAACCUGUACCAUAAACUGGAGAGAAAAUGACACAUCCUUUGUUUCUUACACUAUGUCAGUAAUUGCUGUUAAUUUUGUCGUCCCCUUAUCCAUCAUGUUUUACUGUUACUACAAUAUCUCUCAAACUUUGAAGCGAUAUGCCAGGAACACUUAUCUAGAAAGCAUUGAAGUAGAUUGGUCAGAUCAAGUUGAUGUUACAAAGAUGUCUGUUGUUAUGAUUUUGAUGUUUCUGCUGGCUUGGUCUCCAUAUUCUGUUGUGUGUUUAUGGUCUGCAUUUGGAGACCCAAAGAAAAUUCCCCCUACCAUGGCAAUCAUAGCCCCACUAUUUGCAAAGUCAUCUACCUUUUAUAAUCCCUGUAUUUAUGUGAUCGCAAAUAAAAAGUUUCGAAGGGCCAUCCUUGCACUAAUCCAGUGUCAAGUUCGACAGGAGGUAACAAUCAACAUCUUGCCAAUGCAUUUAUCUCAAAGUACAAUUGCAUAAAGAUACAGCUUUAAAGCUUAUCCACUCGUCAUGCUUUUUGCCUUACAAAGAAAAUUAGAACUACUUCAUAUGUAACUAUUGAUGUAUA